Molecule: messenger RNA, 1310 nt
Organism: Stomoxys calcitrans (stable fly)
Lineage: Eukaryota; Metazoa; Arthropoda; Insecta; Diptera; Muscidae
Product: band 7 protein AGAP004871
Exons: 5
Coding region: 141-1106 (321 amino acids)
Cellular component (GO): plasma membrane
Source: RefSeq, a predicted model, not a curated record
AGCUGUGAAAAUUUUUUGUGAAGAAAAUUCGAGGUGCUGCGGCCGCCUGCCUCAAUAGACGUCAAGUUAGUUGCUGGCGGAAUAUCGAACGGUUAAGAUCGUAUUUUGUAAAAAUUUAAAUUGUGCAAACGGGGUUCAAUAUGAAUACAUCCUCGCCGCGUUUACAAAAUCGUGCUCGCAUCGCUCCAGUACCGGAAACAAUACGAUAUCCUUCAACCGAUAUACGCUCGCACACUGUUACCAUUACCAAUCCGGGAGAGCCCUCACGCACCUAUCAAGGAUUAAAGACGUCCGAAAAUGAUGACAUGAACUGUGUGGAAAUAUUGGCCACAACCGUCUCAAUUAUUAUAAUGGUUCUAACAUUUCCAAUAUCAGUAUUUAUAUGUUUUAAAGUUGUCGCUGAAUAUGAACGAGCAGUAAUAUUUCGCAUGGGCCGUUUACGCAGUGGAGGAGCUAGAGGUCCUGGCGUAUUUUUUGUUUUACCCUGUGUGGAUGACUACUGCAAAGUUGACUUGAGAACUGUGUCAUUUGAUGUGCCACCACAAGAAGUUCUUUCAAAGGAUUCGGUGACGGUAACAGUUGAUGCUGUAGUCUAUUAUCGCAUCAGCGAUCCACUUAAAUCGGUUAUACAAGUUUCAAACUAUAGCCAUUCCACACGUUUGUUAGCAGCCACUACUUUGAGAAAUGUCUUGGGUACAAGAAAUCUAUCUGAAUUACUAACCGAACGGGAGACCAUCUCACAUACUAUGCAAAUGUCAUUGGAUGAGGCUACGGACCCUUGGGGUGUCAAAGUGGAACGGGUUGAAAUCAAGGACGUUUCCUUGCCCACAGCCCUUCAAAGGGCUAUGGCAGCCGAAGCUGAGGCUGCUCGUGAGGCUAGAGCUAAGGUCAUAGCCGCCGAGGGUGAAAUGAAGUCAUCAAGAGCAUUAAAAGAGGCUUCCGAAAUAAUUUCGUCCAGUCCUUCAGCUCUGCAGCUGCGUUACUUGCAAACCCUAGUCAACAUAUCAGCCGAGAAAAAUUCAACCAUCAUCUUUCCUUUACCGAUGGAGCUAUUGUCACCAUUUUUAUCGGCUAGCCAUGGUCAUUGUAGUCAUAAGCACCAGUGACAUUCAGUGACACCAUUAAAAGUGUUUCUGGAUCAGCUGCGUUUAUGCGAGUUGAAGAGGGUGACAAGAACAUCAGGAACAAAUCAAGCCACUUGUUAAUUUAAUAUGCAACAAUUUUCUUAAUAUUUUUAUAUUAUUUAUAACAAAUGUACAUUUCUAUCAUUUAAACCACAAUGUUCACUAGUCAAUAAAUCCUUAAAGGUA